AUGCCCUGCAUCAACACCAUCGACCUAGACAACCGCUUCCACAAAGAAACUGAAAGAAAAGCAGAUGCGAAGACACUAGAGAAAGGUCUUCGUCCAAUCCCCGACGGGGACUUCGAGCUAAUAGCCCUCGGCGAUGACCCGACCAGAGGAGUUAAAGUCGGUACAGACCUGCCCGAACUAGCCAGAAGGCAACUCAAGGCUUGCCUCAGGGAGAACGCCGACCUCUUUGCAUGGAGCACGGCCGAGAUGCCCCGCCUCGAUCGAGAAGUAGCGUGCCACCACCUGACGAUCGAUCCCGUGUGCAUUGUCGUCGCCCAGAGGAGAAGAAAGCAAUCCCCGAAAAAAACGGCUGCGGCCGAACUAGCUGUUAGGGACCUCUUAGAGGCUAAAUUCAUAUCGGAAGCCAAGUACACUACUUGGCUCUCUAAUAAUGUACUUGUAAAGAAAUCUAAUGGAAAAUGGCGCAUGUGCAUUGACUAUACCGUCCUUAAUAGGGCUUGCCCUAAAGACGCUUACCCUCUGCCUAGCAUAGAUAAAUUAGUCAAUAAUUCCGCAGGUUUCAAACUUUUAUCAUUUAUGGACGCGUAUUCUGGGUGUCCUCGGCAGCAGCAACACAAUCGCCCCCCAGGACUCUUAUGUACUGGAUCAAAUCUGCCCGGGUCAAGAGGGCUUUCUCCUCCUCCGUCUCAUCCUCAGCAGGAGCCUGAGAUCACCAAAGAGAAGCCUCCUUCACCGAGGAAGACAGCAUCACCCCGUACAGAGUCCGGUAGAGCAAAGUAUACUGGCCUUGCACAUCUGCCAGAGCAUCCUCUUUAG
This is a messenger RNA of Vicia villosa (hairy vetch), 816 nucleotides long. RefSeq lists its product as uncharacterized. The coding region runs from base 1 to 816 and encodes 271 amino acids. The transcript has 2 exons. The record is from RefSeq and is a predicted model, not a curated record. NCBI's taxonomy places the organism in Eukaryota, Viridiplantae, Streptophyta, Magnoliopsida, Fabales, Fabaceae.